Molecule: messenger RNA, 2631 nt
Organism: Brugia malayi
Lineage: Eukaryota; Metazoa; Nematoda; Chromadorea; Rhabditida; Onchocercidae
Gene: Bma-ptr-4
Product: Patched related family protein 4, putative
Exons: 15
Coding region: 1-2631 (876 amino acids)
Biological process (GO): molting cycle, collagen and cuticulin-based cuticle; endocytosis
Cellular component (GO): cytoplasmic vesicle membrane; plasma membrane
Source: RefSeq, a predicted model, not a curated record
AUGAAACAAUUGGAAGGCUGUAGUAAAAAAAUAGAAGAUUUAUUUAUCAAAUGUUUUUAUUAUCAUGGCUUACUGGUUGGUCGUUAUCCUGGACGAUUUUUGAUUGGUUCAUUGCUAUUAACAGCAAUUUGUAUGACAGGAUUACCUGCUUUACAAAUUAAUUUGGAUCUUUACAAAUUGUUUGUUCCAUGGGAUGCACCUGUACGACAAGAAUUUGAAAGAUUAACAGUUUUUAACGAAAUGCCGCUGGGAAUUUUGCAGAAUACUAAUCGAAUUAAACGACAAGUUGACAUUCUCAAAGAUCCUAUUCGCAUUGAUGUCAUUCGAUUUUAUGCAAUACAUGAAGAGAAUUCGAAUUUGCUCGAAUCACGUACGUUACGUAUGAUAUAUCGUUAUACCACUGAAAUUAUGAAUACCACUGUUGAAUUUAAUGGCAAAAUUUAUCGAUUUGAGGAUUUUUGCCAGAAAGAUUAUGAUGAAGAAAAAUGUUCAAAUGAAUUGAAUGUUUGGCUAAAGCAUGCAGAAAUACUUUUCCGUGACGGAAAAGCUAAUUCAAAUCCAAAUUUACAACUAUCAUAUCCGGUUAUGUAUUUAUUUAAUCGACCAAAGGAUAUUGGUCAAGUGAUUUAUGGUGUAAAUGUAACUGGUCGAAAACGUGAAAUAAGUAGUGCAAAAGUGGUAACAGUACAUUGGUAUAUCAAUUUCAAGAGUUCACCUGAAAAAGAGAAAGCUUAUGUAGCAUUUCGAAAAGCACUUGAUAAUUUUUGGCUUUCCAAAAAGAAUGAAUCGAAGCUUAAAUUCAUUCCACAUAAUGAUAAAGCAAUGAACGAUGAAUUACUUUUGAUUAUCGAAGUAGCACUACCAUUUGCAGCUGUUGUUUCAUUGCAAUUGAUGCUUUUCGUCGUUCUUUCAAAUUAUUCCAGAGAUAUUAUCAAAUCAAAACCAGUGGAAGGUUAUCUGGCAGUGAUAUCAGUUAUCUUAUCACUAAUUUGUACUUUUGGACUGCUCUUUCGUCUUGGAAUGCCUUUCAAUCCAGUAUCAUGCACAAUGCCAUUUUUGAUCCUUGCAGUUGGUGUUGAUGAUGCAUUCCUGAUGUUAGGCGCUUGGCGUACCACUAAUCGGCGCUUAUUGGUUGAGGAACGCAUGGCGCUAACAAUGAGUGAUGCCGGUUUAUCCAUUACUGUAACAUCGGUUACUGAUUUCGGUUGUUUUGCUCUUGGUUAUUUCUUAUGUCCAAUUCCGGCUGUUUCGGAUUUUUGUCUGUUAACGGCUACCGGUAUUAUGAUGGAUUAUCUCUUCCAAAUAACAUUUUACGCAUCCGUUAUGGUUUACGGUGGUCGAAAAGAAGCUGAUGGUGGCUUAUUAGCAUGUUGCUAUAAAUUAAAAUCAAGAAAAAAUACAACAAACGAUCACUACAUGCAACAACCUUACAUUCAUCGAUGGUUUGGUGACACCUAUGCUCCAUUCAUAUUACGUAAAGAUGUUCGAAUUAUUUCAAUGAUUGCUUUCCUCAUUUAUGCUUCAUUAGCAAUUUAUGGUUGUAUAUCUAUUUCAGUUGACAUAAGUCCUAGAAAGUAUAUUCGUGAUGAUUCACCCAUUCAACCUUUUAUUAAUCUUGCUGAUAAAUAUAUUUGGGCUGAUAACGUGAUGCCCGUGUUUCACGUGAUGAAUCCACCGGAUUUUCGUACGACAGAAGCACGAGCUCGAAUGAACGAAUUAAUCUAUCGUCUCGAACAUACAACUUAUAGCAUUGGACGAGUAUCAACAAAUUUUUGGCUCUGGGAAUAUCAGCGAUUUCUAAAUGAUUUUCCAAAUAUUAAUUAUACCAAAAAUUUCUAUGAAAAGAAAUAUUUGAUUGAUUUUUUUGAUCAAUCCGAUAGUCAACAAUACAGAACUUACGUAAAAAUGAAAAGCAAUGUGACAAAUGGAGAGCCAUGUAUAGCAGCUUUUGCAUUUCAAACUAGUUUUUAUGGACUUGAUUCAUGGGAGAAACGACAUAAUGAACUAUAUCGAUGGCGUGCAAUGAUCGCAGAAUAUUCUGAUUUUGACAUCUUUCUUGCUGGCAUUUUUUCACCAUUUCUGAUUGAUCAACGUAAAAGCAUAGCACCGUCUUCUAUGCAAUCAAUUGGAUCAGCAAUUUCUGUUAUGGCAAUUUUAUCUGUCUUUUUCCUACCUGAUAAGCAAUCAGUGUUCUUCAUGACUUGGAGUUUAUUAUCUAUUUCAAUGGGUGUUUGUGGUGGUUUAUCACUUUGGGGUAGUGAUUUAGAUUCAGUUUCAAUGGGUUGUAUUGUUAUGGCUAUUGGUUUAGCAGUUGACUUUUCCAUACAUAUUUGCUAUAGAUAUCAUCGAUCAUCUCAAAAAACAGCAAAUGAAAAGGUACGAGAAUCUUUAAUGAUGGUUGGUUGGCCAGUAUUACAGGCUGGUGGUUCCACUUUAUUUUCCAUGUUGUCAUUGCCAUUAAUACCUGCUUACCUGGUACGCGUCUUCUUUCAAACUGUGAUGCUUGUUAAUGUAAUUGGAUUAACUCAUGCGCUUUUAUGGUUACCACAAUUAAUUUCAUUGUUAGAUCCUUGUGAGCGAAUACCACUUAGGUUCCGAUAUCCUUUAAAGGGGUAUGAACCACAAUCCUGA